AAAAAAAAACACUACUAUUGAUAGGUAUACAAUCCAAGACAAGACAAGUUUUAUUUCUGUUUUUAUAUUCGAUUUUACUAUCAGCAUACAUGUAGCCAGGGCGAACAUAUUCUUAUGCUUAUUAAUUUAUUAGAAAAUAAUAUAAAAAUGAGUUAAAUUAAGUGAACAUGUUUUAAUUCAUAUCGGAUGUUGAGUGUUGACAAUAGCAAGAGUUACGAAUUUACCUUGUACGUUUUAUGUUAGUUGGAACGAUAUAAAUUGGUAUUUUUGUUAAUACAAUGACCGAGAAGGGCUACGAUGGCGACCAGCUGUCGCCAUCCUGGGACAUCGCUGGUCCUUCGUCCCUGGCAGCCAUCCUGGAUACUAUGUUUACAUCUACAACUUCUGACAAUCACCAGAGAAAUGAACAAAUGGAGUGUGAUGCUCUAUUUGCAGAAAGUGAUGAUGAAGUAGAGGUGCUCCCAACAACAUCUGAACAAAGUGAAAACUCGGCCGGAUCAGAAAUAACUUCAGCUGAAACACCUAAACCGGUUUCAUCUAAUUAUGUGAACUCCACCACUCCCAAUCAACCAUAUGAAGUUAAUCUAUCUUCGCUAUCACAUCCUGCAGACUCGCACACUCCUGUCCCUGAAGAGUACCAACCCUUACCCGACAGCUCUAGCUCACUUGACUACUCCUUUGGUAAUAAUGCAGACAGUACUGACAGUAAUGGCCAAAGAAGACUCCCCGACGUAAAUAUUCGCUACCAGCCAAAACCUCAUUCACUUAACCAGCAAAGUUAUUAUUUUCCAAACUAUGCACAUUAUCCGGGCAUUCAACAACGGGAGUAUGGGGUGCCAUACCAUAACAACGUCAUAGUACUCAGUGAUGGUAGAAACUUCUUACCACCUCCUUUGCCAUUUGCGAAUGGUAUGCCCAUGCCUGAAAACCUUUCAGAAUAUGAUUUUUUAAACCGAAUUUCAAAUGCCUAUAAUCAAAGAUCUGCGCAAGGGGAUAGUGGAAAUCCAUCGAGUGGCUUAGAACGUCCUAGUCGCAAGCUCAACAUCUCUCCUCGUAGACGCCACUCGAAAGAGAAUGAAGUACCAAAUCUAAUAGAAGUAAGUUCAGAAGAAGAAGACAAUGUGUCUACACCAAGAAAGCGACAACGUGAUAAUUCGGCCUUCAACCAGUAUGCGAGUACACAUGGGAGUAGUGCAGGGAAUGGAAGUAGCAGUCAGACUGCAGAUAAACCUAGAGUGGAGGUUAAGGGUGAACCUUGUAACCCAAUUAGACAGGCGAGUGUAACUAUACGAAACGCAACAAAUCUUUUACUGCAGACUAUAGAACGACAGCAAAAUAGUCAGAACAACAACAUGCAACCACAAAAUAUGUCUACAGUGAAGACGCAAAUUAAACAAGAAAAUACAGGGUGUGGAUCUCGUAAUGAUUGUGCGUGUACAGUGAAUUUACAAAGUAACUCACAGCCAAGUCAAAAUCACAGUGACAAUUGUCACAGUCCAAAUCACAAUAGGCAAAAUGGAUCUCAAUCAAGCAGGACGAAUAAACCGAGUUCUAGUGGCGAAACGUCGGCGUCGGGACUGUUUGUGAAAGUGAAGGAAGAACCUGGUACGCAGCAGCCAGUUGUCAAACAGGAGCCAAUGAAAGAGGAGAAUAUGCCGUCAGUGAGUGUUAUUAAAACAGAAGCAACAGAGCCAGUCCAAGUAAAAACGGAACCAGGCACAUCGAGUAAUGUUCCUGCCACUGAAAACGUGGAGGUGAAAACGGAACCUGACAAUGCUAGGCAUUGUUGCAAAGCGGACGGUAGUAGCGACCGCCGGCCACAGGAAUCAUCACCCCAGCCUGGACCCAGUUCAGGAAGGCAGACUGAUAACAGACCUACAAAUAAUCAGGAGUCACAAGAGACCGAAUCGUCGGCGAAUGGCAACGUGUUGUCGGCUCCGGAUCUACAACUGGAUUGGGUCUCAGAUUCUAGCUCCGACGACGGUGUUAUGUUAGUAGGAGAUGACUCAAAUGCUCAACAAGAGGUAAUAGACUUAACGGGUUCGCCUGGGCGAGCUAACUACACGCAGGGCGAGCAAAACUUCGAGCGGGCGCCAGGCGAACCGGCGUCAGGCGUCUGGACAGCCACCGCGCGACCACUACUGGGGGUGUCGCGUCGCAGUAACUACCCGCUACAUCUCAACGAACUUCCUCCACAUGCACACCUUGUGCGGACUAGAGUGCGAGUGGGUGCGUGCGGAGGCUGCCGGCGGUGUUGCUGCGGACACGCGGGCUGCGCCUGCUGCGGCGCCCCACCACACCCGCCGCACCACGCGCACCAGCCGCCCCGCGCACACCCCACGCAGCACCACCACCACGCCCCGCCCGCACACAUGGGGGAGCGUCGUCGAGAUGGCCUGUCUGUAGUUCCGCCUUACCCCGUCCAUGAGCGACUCUGGCAGCGACAACAUCACAUGAUGGAGUUGCAACGACGCAGCAUGAUGGGCGAUGGAUUUGGCCCCGGCUUCGCUCAGUUCCCGCCCGUGCCGCUCCCGCCAACCACAGUGCUCGCUUUCCCGGACGAAUUGGAACGUGAUAUACCGAUACCGCCUCCGCCGCCACCUCCAAUGAUGCUUGACAGGCAACAUAUCCACCACCAUAUGCAUCAUUAUAUGCAGAUGCACCCUUCGCCGCCCCAUCUCCACAUAUCCAUCCAGCCUUCUUUCAUGGGGACGGCGACUAUGGCGGCGAUGGUGUACGCGGCGGAGGCGGAGGAGGCGGAGAGUCGAGCGUGGCGCGGCCGAGGGGCCUCGAGCGCAGUCAUCGAGAGCAAUACCUACCGUCACGCAUACAGGCCGGCGCCCAGCCACCAGGACGAGAAAUGUACGAUCUGCCUCUCCAUAUUCGAGGUGGACUCGGAUUGCAGGCGUUUACCAUGCAUGCACCUUUUCCAUAUGGAAUGUGUGGACCAAUGGUUGAGUACCAAUAAACAUUGCCCCAUCUGCCGGGUGGAUAUUGAGACUCACCUCAAUAAAGACGCCACUUUUUAAACUACAAGCUGGGGGGCACUGAGGAUAGCCUGUUGCUGCAGUUCCAGACUUUCCUGCUGCAGUUCAUGCGUCAGCUGUUUCUGCAUGUUGCAAGACCUGUAACAUAUACACUACUGCCACUAUUAUGUAUAUACACUGAAUAUCAAUUAAGGAUAAGAGUAUUUUUUGUUUUAUAAAGAUUUGUUACUUUAUCAUUAUUACAAAGUUAGAAGUCAAAAGAGGUGACUAUUGUUGUUUUACAUAUUAAUGUGCAUAUUAUGAAGUAUCAAAUAUAUUAAAUUAAAAUAAUAAUUAAUGCAAUCUGUUAUUUUAAAGCACUAAAAAUGAAAAAUUUGUAAAAUAUCUCAUAAAAACAUAACUUGCUUUAAUAAACUCAUUUUUUUUUCUAUUUACUUUCUUUUUUUUACCUGCAUGCAUGGUCUAUUCUUUCACAAAUGGCAUCUGAAGCGACAAUAUUUCCUGAUAAGUAUGAUAUCUCUGCAGCUACUGUUGCUAAUUUUUCUGCAUAAUCCAUAUAACCUGCAAGUUGUAAGAUUGAAAUAAUAAGCAUUACUGUGUAAUAAAAAAAUAUUCUAACUUGGAAUAUCUAAAUGUAAUUAUUAGACUCAGAGAUGAAAUGUUUGUAAUUGAAAUACUUACUAAACAAAGUGUGGAGGUUAUGCCUCAAAUCAACAAGUGACCCUCUGACAGCCACUAGUUGGUCCCAAUGAUGAGGUGGAGUGCCAUCUUCACCCCACUCUAGAGCUUGUUUCACCAAACAGAUCUCCCGAACCAGUGCCUCGCGCAACCUGUGACAUUUAUAAUUUAUUUUCCUGUAUGGUGUAAUC
Molecule: messenger RNA, 3856 nt
Organism: Spodoptera exigua (beet armyworm)
Lineage: Eukaryota; Metazoa; Arthropoda; Insecta; Lepidoptera; Noctuidae
Source: the annotation of a GenBank genome assembly